Messenger RNA from Carassius carassius (crucian carp), 729 nucleotides. Its product is annotated as bolA-like protein 3. The coding region runs from base 201 to 515 and encodes 104 amino acids. Lineage: Eukaryota; Metazoa; Chordata; Actinopteri; Cypriniformes; Cyprinidae. The transcript has 4 exons. The record is from RefSeq and is a predicted model, not a curated record.
GAACCGAUUCAAAAGAUUCGAAUCAAAAGGACGAUGCUAAUCCCAAUCGUUUGAUCACCAGGAGGCAUAGGAGGCGCGAGAGACGUGUUCCUGAAGCUGGUGACGACAUAUUCCUGAGACAGGCGGGACGUGACUUUGUCAAGUCUAUUUUCAGUUUAAUUUUAUACAUUGAUGAACUGACAAGCUGCCUCUGCACCAAAAUGUCUGUGCUCAGGACCAUCAGAUGCAACCCUCAAGUGUUGUGUAGAAAUCUAACCGCGCGGUCUUCAUCCAGUCUGACUGAUGGAGAGACGCGAAUCACACAAGUGUUGAAGGAGAAGUUUCCUCAAGCUUCGUCGCUCAAGGUUGUGGAUAUAUCAGGAGGCUGUGGUGCAAUGUACGAAAUACACAUCGAGUCUGAUGAAUUUAGAGGAAAGAGAAUAGUGCAACAGCAUCAGUUAGUAAAUCAGGCUCUCAAAGAUGAGAUUAAAGCCAUGCAUGGUCUACGCAUAUUCACUGAUGUACCUAGAAAGUAGGAACUGCUCAGCGUCACGUCAGUCUGCUGUCUCUAUGAUAUUAUAUCACGCACCUCAGUCUCUCUGUCUUUAUAAAGUAAAUUAUGCAGAGUUAUCACAGUGGCAGUGGAGUAAUUUACAGAUGCUAUGAACAAACGAUGUACAGUUAUAAAAAUAUAGACAUGGCUCACAAAUGCUGUAAUGCGCACAAAAUAAAAGACUGUCGUAUUUUUUA